This is a messenger RNA of Dunckerocampus dactyliophorus (ringed pipefish), 1990 nucleotides long. RefSeq names its product lysyl oxidase-like 5b (gene loxl5b). Gene Ontology annotation, molecular function: protein-lysine 6-oxidase activity; copper ion binding. The record is from RefSeq and is a predicted model, not a curated record. Bases 211 to 1563 code for a protein of 450 amino acids. Gene Ontology annotation, biological process: peptidyl-lysine oxidation. NCBI's taxonomy places the organism in Eukaryota, Metazoa, Chordata, Actinopteri, Syngnathiformes, Syngnathidae. The transcript is spliced from 7 exons.
UGCUAGAAAGUUGGACUUCGUGGGCUGAUUUUUUGGGAUAAAUGACCCAAAAGAGAGAGAGGUUAGUAGGGGGUUCCAGCCCACUCAGGAUCUGAUAUGUCCUUAAGAAGUGGAUCUAAAAGCGCGUGUCCCAUCCAUAGAACAGACUUUUACGCAUAUUUCUUGUCAUAACACUCAGAUUGCAAGAAAAGUUCGCCUUAUUAAAUCGUCAUGGCGAAGAUAUCGCUUUUAUUUUUGCAUCUUUUCAACGGACUGGUGCUGCCCCUUAUCAGCGGCCAGCAGCCACCGCGCACCGGGCCUUGGCGGCACCGCAUCCAGUGGGAGAACAACGGCCAGAUCCACAGCCUCAUGAGCACCGGCUCUGAGUUCGAGGCUCCGGCGAGGUCGAGGAGCCAGUCGACAGUUUACGUCAGCAGCCGGGACCGCACAACGGGCUCCGGGAGGUUCAGCACCGAGUCUGGGUCCCCCGAAGCUCACAAUGGGCCUGUCCGAGCGCGCACCAGCGGUUCACCUGGACCACGACGUACUCUAAGUCAAGCCCACGCCGGCACUAUCAGCAUAUGGACUGAUGGUCUCACCGUAGAUGGUUCCGUGCUGCACACCAGCCGAGAGGAAGAACCGAGUCUGGCUGCGCCAUUCCAGCCUUUACGCAUGGUCCCAGGCUCCAGGCAUUACGCACCCAGGACGCAGAGCUCCAUCCUGGGUCAUCCGGAAAGAGACCCUGGUCCCCCUGCACCGUUCCAUCCACUUGGGGAGGACGUGUCUUCUCGGGAGGCGACGAAUAACAACGUGGAGAGCAUGUUUAACGACGAUUCCAGAAACCAGAACUUCCCCGGUAAUUCCGUUUUUUACAACAUGUAUCCACCCAGCAGGGGAAGACCAGGAGCACAAACACGUGCACCCCCUGACGCAGGACACGGGACAAGAUUCUUCCAGAAUGGGCUGCCUGACCUGGUGCCAGAUCCAUAUGCCAUCCAAGCAGGGGCUUACGUGCAGCGCAUGCAGAUGUUUGCGUUACGUUGUGCGGCUGAGGAGAACUGUCUGGCCAGGUCGGCCUAUGCACCUUCAAUGCGAGACAUCGACUUCAGGGUCCUCCUACGCUUCCCACAGAAAGUGAAGAACCAAGGCACUGCCGACUUCCUUCCAGUCAAGCCGAGGCACCAGUGGGACUGGCACAGCUGUCACCAGCACUACCACAGCAUGGAGGCCUUUAGCAACUAUGACCUACUGGACGCCGCCACGGGACGUAAAGUCGCCGAGGGACACAAGGCCAGUUUUUGUCUAGAGGACACAGGCUGCGACCCCGGGAUCAGGCGGCGAUACGCCUGCACGGCUCACACACAGGGACUGAGCCCGGGGUGUCACGACCUUUACGCCGCCAACAUUGACUGUCAGUGGAUCGACAUUACAGACGUAGCGCCAGGAAACUACAUCAUGAAGAUCACUGUCAACCCCAACUUUCACGUGCUGGAGUCAGACUUCACCAACAACAUAGUGAGAUGCGAGAUUAUGUACACGGGAAUCUACGUUCAGACGCGCAACUGUCGAGUAACAAGGGGGUGAAGCAAAAGCAAUUUCCUGGAAUUUUCCCGUUUUCUACUUUUUCUUAUAUGGAGUUUUUGUGGGUCGAUUUGAGCUUGAAGAGGUUGCAUUCAUACUUUAUGCAUAAGUAACAUAAACUUUGUAUUUAAUGUUCCAGAAUAUAGUUUGUUUCUAUUGUGGUGCUAUGUUUAGUUCAUAAUAUAUUUUAUUUUUGAAGCAGCUGUACGUUUACUCGAGGGACUACUUUCCGCGGCAAAAUCCAUGUAGAUUGUUGGUUUUAGACUUUUUUAAUAUAAUUAGCUGUCAAUAAAAGGAGCCAAGAAUGUGCGGAAAAUGAGGAUGUGCAAUAUCAAUGAAUAAUUUGCCCUGACAUGUAAAAAAAACUGUUAAAAAUGCUUGAACACUAUUGUUGAAAAUGUUACUGUAUGUCAGAUUUUAUGCAAUAAAU